Messenger RNA from Saxophila tyrrhenica, 630 nucleotides. RefSeq names its product autophagy protein 16, interacts with Atg12p-Atg5p (gene ATG16). The record is from RefSeq and is a predicted model, not a curated record. Lineage: Eukaryota; Fungi; Ascomycota; Dothideomycetes; Mycosphaerellales; Extremaceae. The coding region runs from base 1 to 630 and encodes 209 amino acids. The transcript is spliced from 2 exons.
AUGAGCGACUGGAUCGAUCAGUAUACCGCCGCACUCGACAUCCGCGAUGCGCGAGAGCAGGCGCAUAAGCCAUAUAUCGAUGCCUACACCAAACUAGCCGACCGCACAGCAGCAGCCUCCGCCCUCACCACCCCCUCCCGACCACCCCAACCCGAACCCUCCACCCAACCCCCACCACCCCAAAGCACCAAGCUCCCCUCGCGCAGCAAACCCACCUCUCCCACCCCUCCCCCCCAGGAAGCCACCGUCGACACCCUCUUCCGCCUCCGCACCGACCUCGCCCUCACCCAAAAAGCCCGCUCCACCCUCACCACCCGCGUAGCCUCCCUCACAGCCGAGCUCUCAGACCUCAGCACCGCGCAAAAGUCCUCCGCAGCCCAGAUCGCCCUCCUCACAUCCCAGAAAUCCGCGCUCGAGCGGAGGCUGAGAGAUCGAGAAGAGGAGUUAAGGGGAAAGCAGAAGCUGGUGGAGGAUGCGCAGGAUGAGAUGGUGGCGCAGGGGUUGCAGAUGAAUCUUGCCGAGGAGAAGGCGGCGAGGUUGGAGGGGGAGAAUAGGGAGUUGGUUGAUAGGUGGGUGAGGAAGAUGGAGGGGGAGGCUGAGAGGGUUAAUCGGGAGUCUGAGUGGAGGUAG